Myotis myotis is the source of this 3014-nucleotide messenger RNA. It is a transcript of the gene PLA2G15, whose product is annotated as phospholipase A2 group XV. Gene Ontology annotation, biological process: phosphatidylcholine metabolic process; ceramide metabolic process. The record is from RefSeq and is a predicted model, not a curated record. Gene Ontology annotation, cellular component: lysosome. Lineage: Eukaryota; Metazoa; Chordata; Mammalia; Chiroptera; Vespertilionidae. The coding region runs from base 445 to 1479 and encodes 344 amino acids. The transcript has 5 exons.
AGUGGGAAUCUUAGCCUGCCCAGGGAGUGAGGCAGUUGGUAUUAAUUCUGGGAAACCCCAUGGCUGGCAGUGGACAAGCUGUUCCUGGUCACAGAUCAGUAAUCCGGAGAUGACCAGCCUCUAUGGGUGGGGCUCAAAUGGAUAGUAGAGGAAGCAGAGGCCAGAAAAGUGACACAGAAGAAGACCCUGAGCAGGGGAAGGGACUGUAGUAAGCCAUUUCUACCGCUCCCAGACUCAGUGUCCUCAUCUAUAAAGUGGGCAUAAUAAGGAUGUUCUCUCCCAGUGUUAUUUGAGGUGAAAGGCACGUGGAUGGCUUUUACCCUAGUUCUAGGCUCAAGGUCUGAGGAAGUGACCACUGCUAUUUUUAGAGGCCACACAGCCAGUCCAGUGUGAAAGGUAUCCAGACAAAGCAGAACUGGUGGCUUCCUCUUUCAGCCAUUUCCCAUGGUGGAGAUAAUGACCAAGGUCUCUGUAUUCCCCUGCCCAGUCCACAGGCCUGUCAUGCUGGGGACUCCCCACUUCUGCACCCACAGCAUGAAGGGAGGCGGAGGCAGGUGCUACAACUGCCUCCCGUGGCUGCCCCCAGGACAUGUGCCUGGCGAUUUGGGCAACCAGCUGGAGGCAAAGCUGGACAAGCCGAAGGUCGUGCACUACCUCUGCUCCAAGAAGACGGACAGCUACUUCACGCUCUGGCUGAACCUCGAACUGCUGCUGCCUGUCAUCAUUGACUGCUGGAUCGACAAUAUCAGGCUGGUCUACAACAGGACGUCCCGGGCCACCCAGUUUCCCGAUGGUGUGGAUGUGCAUGUCCCUGGCUUUGGGGAGACCUUCUCACUGGAGUUCCUGGAUCCCAGCAAAAGCAGUGUGGGUUCCUAUUUCCACACCAUGGUAGAGAGCCUUGUGAGCUGGGGCUACACAAGGGGUGAGGACGUCCGGGGGGCCCCUUAUGACUGGCGCCGAGCCCCAAGGGACAACAACCGGAUCCCAGUCAUCAGUCCCCUGAAGAUCCGGGAGCAGCAGCGGACUGCUGUCUCUACCAGCUGGCUGCUGCCCUACAACUAUACCUGGUCACCUGAGAAGGUCUUUGUACGCACAUCCACGACCAAUUACACGUUGCGCGACUAUCGCCAGUUCUUCCAGGACAUCGGCUUCGAAGACGGCUGGCUCAUGAGGCAGGACACGGAGGGGCUGGUUGAAGCCAUGGUGCCACCUGGCGUGCCACUGCACUGCCUCUAUGGCACGGGUGUCCCCACACCAGAUUCCUUCCACUAUGAGAGUUUCCCCGACCGUGACCCUAAAAUCUACUUUGGUGAUGGCGACGGCACUGUGAACUUACAGAGUGCCCUGCAGUGCCAGACCUGGCGCAGCCGCCAGGAACACCAGGUCUCACUGCAGGAGCUGCCAGGCAGCGAGCACAUUGAGAUGCUGGCCAAUGCCACUACCCUGGCCUAUCUGAAACUCCUGCUCCUUGGGCCCUGAUUUUUGUGCCAGGCAGGGCUGUGGGAUGGCUUGGCCACAGCUGCUGCUCUUGACCUCCCGGGCUGCCGUGGCCCAUGAGUUUAGCAGUUUGUAACUGACCUUCCAAGGCCAUACGUCUUGGGUUAUGAAACAUCUGCCGUUGGGAAGUGCCAUUUCUUACCCUUUCUCUGGAAGAGAGGAAGGAAGAAAUAGUCUGGACUCACUCAAGGGACUCUUAAUGGAGAGAAUGCUGCUGCUGAUGGAAUCGUUGUGACCUCAGGACCGGCAGCAGGUGGAUUGGCUGCACCUGGAUCCAAUCCCCCAACUCAGGGUCCAUGUGUUCUCCUGCUACUCCUGUGGCCAUUUCACAUUGCCCACUAGGCCCUGGCCCCUCAGACUUCCUGUGAGGGAUAUCACUGAGCUGUGGUCCCUGCCCCCAGAGAUCCCAGCGAUGGGCUCCUUGUCCCUAGGGUGAUGCUUCCCACUGGCUGGCCACAGGUACCACUGCCACUGGCCACGGGUAGCUGGAGCUGCUGGCUUUCCUGUGGCCUUGCUGCACAACAGCCCAACUGUGGCUCUCUGGGGGCAGCCCGUUUCCCCCUGCAGGCAGGGGUGGGCUGUGUUUUCUGUGGUUCCCAGGCUGUGGGGCAUUCACUCCUACCUCCCUCACCUCCAAGAAUAGCCUCGCUGAGGAGUGGGCAGCCCCUCCCCCCCCAGUUCUGCAGGCUGUAUCCCAGGAGCUCUGAUCCCCUGGUGGGCUGUCACCGGUUGACAGUAUCAAUGCUGGCUCCCUUCACCCUAGAACUGCUAUUCAGGACUCAGUGCCAUAGCCUUUUAGAUCCUGAUGAAGAAAGAGAACUCAAGAUCGGACCAAAGUGACUCAGAGCUUCCCUAACCUGACCUUUUUUUUUUUUUUUAAUUAACCUGACCUCUUGCUAACCCCAUCACCAUAUUGUCACCCUGCCAUAGGGUUUCUCUAGCACCCACGUGGGCCGGCACAGGGCUGAGAGGAGGUUGGGCUCCCGCCCACCCUGCCCAGCACCUACCUCCACCAGGCAGCACAGUGGUGUUUAGUCUGCAGGGACUAGUUCAGGAACUUGAGUGGGCCCCUGUGAGAGCCAGGUGCCUUGGAGCCCUCCUGCGGGGUUCCUGUCUGCCCCCAGAUGCUGCGUGGGUCGAGCAUGUCAAACUCAAAGGCUAACACGGGCCAAAUACACGAGGCAUGCGGCCCGUGGGCUUUGAGUUUGACAUGCUUGGUAUGGUCUUCCUAUGACAGCAGAGCUGGAGAGUCUGUAUCUGCCUUUUGGCAGUGGUCUCUGAGUGGGCAACAGCUAUAGGCCAAGACUUGGUUCUCUAGCCUCUAGGGUGAGGGCCCAAAACCACAAUCAGGCGGGACUGUGCUGCCCUCUCACAGGUUUCUUUGGAGCCGGAUUUUCUCUGUUGCGUACGUACCCAGCGUCUGUCUCUCCCUGUGUUCCUGAGGGGUGGGCCCCCUAUCGGGCCCUGAGCAGGCUGUAUCUUGAUUGUGGCAAUAAAAGUAUUCUGGAUGCUGUAAA